GUUCUGCUCCUGCCUGCCUGUGGGAUGCCUCACUGGCCUGGCCGGAGGGCCCCAGACGCCGGCAGUGGGAGCCCAGGCUGCUGGCUGCUCCACAAAGCCUGGCAGGGGCAUUGGGGCUCUUGGUCCCAGGACUGCUGUGGGGAGCUGCGGACGCUGGAUUUGGGUCCCAGACACUGGGUGCUCCAUGAGGACGGGAAGAUGGCGACAGGCUCCCUCGGGGCAUUCGCAUUUGGGAAGGGCGGGUCGCCAGGGCCACCACCUUCCCCGCUGAGGGGUGUGGGAGUGCCAAGAGCGCUGGGAGGUUCCAGGAGCCUGCGGCUGCGGCACUUCCGUCCCCAGACCAGACGGUGGCUUAACAAUCUGGACCAGGGCCUCUCCCUAGCACCCCAGCAAUGCUGUGUGGGGGACCAGCAGGCUGAGGUCCAGGGAAAGUGAAAGAAAAACGGCCAGUGGGUUUUCUGUGCUGUUCAAGGGACUGCACCUUGAGAAGGAGACGUGAGGUGAGAGCUGUCCCCCAAGGAGAUGGGGUUCGGCAGGAGCUCCCUGAGUGGCCCCAGAGCGGGGCUCACUGGAGCCUCGGUGUUCGGUGUUCGCUGUGGGCUGCUUAUCCUGUCAGUCUUCCCGAGGACCUUUCUGAUUCCUUCACAGGAGCGCGUGUGAAAGUCCGUAGAAUUCCAUGGUUUUCGGCACUAGAUGGGGUCAAGGGAUUGUUUCCUUUCCUGUUUUCUUGUAAGACACAGUUGGAAUGAUGCAGCUUGAACAAGGGGGUUUGCACUGUCUGUGCAGAAUUCUGCAUGGCUGCCCGAGGGAGUGCCGGGGACAUGUCUGUCCUGUCCUCAGGGGUAGAGCCUGGGCUUUGACACUGACUCUGCUGUGGACAAGCUUCUUGGUGUCUCCGCACUUGAAGUUCCAUGAAGUGGGGUCAGUUACUCCGACCUUCCGGGCCGUGCCGACACACAGCAGGGCCUCCAUCAUUCUUGGUGUCCCUGACUCCCUAAGGGAGCCGUGCCGCUCUCUUCCUGCCUGGUGACGCAUUUUGUUUCUCUCUGACCUCAGGUUGGGAGCGGUGGGCACCGUCCAGGGGCUGAGGCAGGGCGGGCAGAAGGCACAUGUCUUCGUAGCCCCACACCGGCUGCGGAGCCCUGGUGACGAGUCCCUGAACCCUAUAGCCUGCCCUUUGAGGGACCAGAGGGUGACCAUAGAACCAAACCAGGAAGAGCAGGUACAUCCGUCCCAGGAAGCCAUGCCAAACCUCCCCGAGGCCUCUGCAUGGCCUCUCCAUCUGCACAGUGACCGGAACCCAGAGAGCCCCAGGAAGGGGUCCUGUCAGCCCUGGGGGCCAGGCGGGCCGUGGACAAAGCCGGAAGCAGACAGUGCGGAGGAGAAGCUGCUCCUGCGGGUGGCUGAGCAGGCUGAGCGGGCAGCCACGGAGAGAGCGUGCUGGUGGGAGACGUGGCUGCAGGAGCCAGUCACCUUUGACGAUGUGGCUGUGAAUUUCACGCAGGAAGAGUGGGUGUGUCUAGACACCAGUCAGAGGCUCCUGUACCAGAACGUCAUGGCCGAGACCUUCAGAAACCUGCUGUCCGUGGAUUUGAUCAUCAAGCUUGAGCAAGAAGAAAAGCAGUGGAGAGCCGAGCUCCCGCUCCGUCCCCCAAGUGGAGAAGGCCUCCCUUCAGGCAGUGGGAGGAAGGCACUUGAGGAAGAGAUGCAGAGGCCACCAGACGACAAGGAGGCCCUGGCCUGUGGAGGGACAGGCCCAGCCUCUGUGGCCCCGGCGUCCGCACCUAGGACCCCCGAACUGCCUGCACCUCAGGCCGGGCCGCCCUUCCAGUGCCAGCCGUGUGGCCGGAGUUUCAGCAAGCGUGCCAGCCUGCUCAGCCACCAGUUCGUGCACAGUCCCCACACGACCAGCAGCUGCGGCCAGUGUGGGAAGUGCUUCCGAAACCCGAGGGAGCUCGGCUACCACAGGCGCACACACCUCGGGGACAGGCCCUUCUGCUGCCCACUCUGUGACAAGACCUACUGCGACGCAUCAGGGCUGAGUCGCCACCGCCGCGUCCAUCUGGGUUACCGGCCCCAUUCCUGCCCCUGCUGUGGGAAGUGCUUCCGGGACCGGUCAGAGCUCAGACGCCACCAGAAGACACACCAGAACCAGGAUCGGGUGGCUGGAGAUCAGAAGCCCAUUGGGACCAUCCCAGGCACUGGAGCUCAGGAGCACACCGACGAGAGCCAGGGGUCCAGCCAGGAGCUUGUGGCUGUGACUCACGCCCUGGUGGCCAGGGCCCGAGAAGCCACGACUGGAACCCAGGGUCCUGUGGCCAAGAUGCAGCCAGGGGUUGACAGGAAGCCCGUGACCACUGUGAGACUGUGGGCAGCAGCCAGUGCAGCCCCGGGACCUGGGACCAGGAUGCACACGCCCAACCCGAGAGCCCCCUGCCUGGACCCCAGGCCCCACGGCCCCCCAGCAAAGCCCUCAAGACUCAAGGUGUUCUCUUGCCCCCAUUGUCCUUUGACUUUCGGCAAGAAAGCAUGUCUCUCCAGCCACCAGCAGGCCCAUGUGUCAGGGCAGCCCCGCAGCUGCUUCCGCUGUGGCAAGUCCUUUAGCUCAUCAUUGGCGCUGGUCAGACACCAGCAGACACACUGGAGGCAGAAGACCUACCGUUGCCCAGUGUGUGAUGUCUGCUUUGGGGACAGGGACAGCCUCCUGGGUCAUUGGGGGGACUCCAAAAGCUGGGACCUGUGUCUGGGCAACCUUCAGGUGUGCUGGGCCAUCCUGAGCCAGUGGCUUAGCUUCUUUCAUGAUGCCCCCCUUUUGUCAGGGAAGGAGAUGGACUUGCCCCGGGACUCAGGCUCCCAGGAGAGGGCGCGAAGGGUGGGGAGGGGACACCGGACGGGGGAGAGCAGAUGA
Messenger RNA from Lutra lutra (Eurasian river otter), 2908 nucleotides. RefSeq names its product ZFP57 zinc finger protein (gene ZFP57). Gene Ontology annotation, biological process: negative regulation of transcription by RNA polymerase II. Bases 1244 to 2908 code for a protein of 554 amino acids. The transcript has 5 exons. The record is from RefSeq and is a predicted model, not a curated record. NCBI's taxonomy places the organism in Eukaryota, Metazoa, Chordata, Mammalia, Carnivora, Mustelidae. Gene Ontology annotation, molecular function: DNA-binding transcription repressor activity, RNA polymerase II-specific.